Trichechus manatus latirostris (Florida manatee) is the source of this 1502-nucleotide messenger RNA. It is a transcript of the gene STEAP2, whose product is annotated as STEAP2 metalloreductase. The transcript is spliced from 4 exons. Gene Ontology annotation, biological process: copper ion import. Gene Ontology annotation, molecular function: cupric reductase (NADH) activity; ferric-chelate reductase (NADPH) activity. The coding region runs from base 30 to 1502 and encodes 490 amino acids. Lineage: Eukaryota; Metazoa; Chordata; Mammalia; Sirenia; Trichechidae. The record is from RefSeq and is a predicted model, not a curated record. Gene Ontology annotation, cellular component: endosome; plasma membrane.
CUCCUGGUGAUCUUCGAAGAGUCCGUGUCAUGGAAUCGAUCUCCAUGAUGGGAAGCCCUAAGAGCCUUAGUGAAACUUUUCUGCCUAAUGGCAUAAAUGGUAUCAAAGAUGCACGGAAGGUCACUGUAGGUGUAAUUGGAAGCGGGGAUUUUGCCAAAUCCCUGACCAUUCGACUCAUUAGAUGUGGCUAUCAUGUGGUCAUAGGAAGCAGAAAUCCUAAGUUUGCUUCUGAAUUUUUCCCUCAUGUAGUAGAUGUCACUCAUCAUGAAGAUGCUCUAACAAAAACAAAUAUAAUAUUUGUUGCUAUACACAGAGAACAUUACACCUCCCUGUGGGACUUGAGACAUCUGCUUGUGGGUAAAAUCCUGAUUGAUGUUAGCAAUAACAUGAGGGUAAACCAAUACCCAGAAUCCAAUGCUGAAUAUUUGGCUUCAUUAUUCCCGGAUUCCUUGAUUGUCAAAGGAUUUAAUGUUGUCUCAGCUUGGGCACUUCAGUUAGGACCUAAAGAUGCCAGCCGGCAGGUUUAUAUAUGCAGCAACAAUAUUCAAGCUCGACAACAGGUUAUUGAACUUGCUCGUCAGUUGAAUUUCAUUCCCAUUGACUUGGGAUCAUUGUCAUCAGCCAGGGAGAUUGAAAAUUUACCCCUUCGACUCUUUACUCUCUGGAGAGGGCCAGUGGUAGUAGCCAUAAGCCUGGCCACAUUUUUCUUCCUUUAUUCCUUUGUCAGAGAUGUGAUACAUCCGUAUGCAAGAAACCAGCAGAGCGACUUUUACAAGAUUCCUAUUGAGAUUGUGAAUAAAACCUUGCCCAUAGUUGCCAUUACUUUGCUGUCCCUGGUAUACCUAGCAGGUCUCUUGGCAGCUGCGUAUCAGCUUUAUUAUGGCACCAAGUAUAGGCGAUUUCCACCUUGGUUGGAGACCUGGCUACAGUGUAGAAAACAGCUUGGAUUACUAAGUUUUUUCUUCGCUGCUGUCCAUGUUGCCUACAGCCUCUGCUUACCAAUGAGAAGGUCAGAGAGGUACUUGUUUCUCAACAUGGCUUAUCAGCAGGUUCAUGCAAAUAUUGAAAACUCUUGGAAUGAGGAAGAAGUUUGGAGAAUUGAAAUGUAUAUCUCCUUUGGAAUAAUGAGCCUUGGCUUACUUUCCCUGCUGGCAGUCACCUCUAUCCCUUCAGUGAGCAAUGCUUUAAACUGGAGGGAAUUCAGUUUUAUUCAGUCUACCCUUGGAUAUGUUGCUCUGCUCAUAAGUACUUUCCAUGUUUUAAUUUAUGGAUGGAAACGAGCUUUUGAAGAAGAAUACUAUAGGUUUUAUACACCACCAAACUUUGUUCUUGCUCUUGUUUUGCCUUCAAUUGUAAUUCUGGGUAAAAUCAUUUUACUCCUUCCAUGUAUAAGCCAAAAGCUAAAAAGAAUUAAGAAAGGCUGGGAAAAGAGCCAAUUUCUAGAAGAAGGUAUUGGAGGAGCAAUUCCUCAUCUCUCACCAGAGAGGGUUACAGUAAUGUGA